AUGAGAAUUUUACCUUUCUUGAUUACGGUGAUUUCCGCUCACCGCGUGUUGAAUGGUUUGAGCGACGGUAUCGAUAACUUCGUCGAAAUUCAAGCUCGUGACGACAACCAAGGCAAUGCCCAAAUUGACGCUCAACCCGAGCAAAGUGACAAUCAAAACCAAAACCAAGGACAAGAUAACAACCAAGGUUCCAACAAUGACAACAAUCAAGGGAACUCCCAGGGUCAAGAUCAAAACGGAAACGAUCAGGAUGGAGAUCAAGCUGUAAACCAGCUUCAGAGCAUCGCCACUACUCAAAUCACCAAAGCAACUGACGGCAAUGAUCAAACAACCACCCAAGUUAACACUCAACCAAAAGCUUUACCAACUGCUCUUUUCUAUACCUAUGUCCCUCCCCAAGUUAAAGAUGACGCUAAAAGUUUGAGCACAAUUGGAAAGUGGGAUGUAUACGCCAGUGACGAAGCAGCCAAUAUUGGUGAUGCUGAUUUCUUAAGCAUCUUAGACAAUGUUGCUGCAGCAUGCGUCGAUGGAAACAGCAUUCAAUGUCAGGAGGAUAAGUCAUAUGGCUUGGACACCAACCUUAUCUAUGGCGGUUACCUUGACCAUACCCAAAAGAAGAUUAUGUUUCGAGGCAAUUUUGCAAGUGAAGCUCGGUUGAAAAAAGCGGUUGAAAUUCUUAAGCAAGUUUACGCCGACGGCUACAAGCAAAAGAAAGACGUACAAGCUCAGCAGUAUGGCAACGGGAAGAGAAUCAUGGACUUCAACCCUAUUGCUGAAGGAGUGCACAAUGUUGUGAGAGAUCAGAACUACGUGCCAAAAGUUGUAGGAGUUCAGUUUUACAACACUGAUGAAGCUGAAGGCGGAAAAUUGAUGAUUCGAAUUGAUAAUGCAGCAACCGAAGACAGCAGCUUUUUGUCAGUUUUAUUUGGAUCUUUUGCUGCCGCUGCGGGCAUCUUCGCUGGGGGCGUGGGGGGGAUGUUAGUAAAUGGCGUUGCACUCAGCGCCAGCAGUAUUUUGGGUGAUCAGGGUGUCUCCAACCCCCCCUGGCCAUACUAG
Diutina rugosa is the source of this 1056-nucleotide messenger RNA. RefSeq lists its product as uncharacterized. The transcript has a single exon. The record is from RefSeq and is a predicted model, not a curated record. The coding region runs from base 1 to 1056 and encodes 351 amino acids. NCBI's taxonomy places the organism in Eukaryota, Fungi, Ascomycota, Pichiomycetes, Serinales, Debaryomycetaceae.